Messenger RNA from Rhodotorula toruloides NP11, 1602 nucleotides. Its product is annotated as ubiquitin carboxyl-terminal hydrolase 14. Gene Ontology annotation, biological process: proteasome-mediated ubiquitin-dependent protein catabolic process; protein deubiquitination; regulation of proteasomal protein catabolic process. The transcript is spliced from 10 exons. Lineage: Eukaryota; Fungi; Basidiomycota; Microbotryomycetes; Sporidiobolales; Sporidiobolaceae. Bases 1 to 1602 code for a protein of 533 amino acids. Gene Ontology annotation, molecular function: protein binding; cysteine-type deubiquitinase activity; proteasome binding. The record is from RefSeq and is a predicted model, not a curated record.
AUGGCACCCUUCGCCAUCUCGCUCAAGCACGCGGGCAAGACCUACGACCUCAAGGACUUUGACCCGUCCAACCCCGCCACCGUCUUCAAAGACCAGGUCUACCAGCUCACGGGCGUGCCCACCGACAAGCUCAAGAUCCCCGUCAAGGGCGGCAUGCUCAAGGACGAUGCGGACCUCAACAAGCUGGGCUUCAAGCCGGGUCAGACGGUCAUGGUCAUCGGUCCCGCAGGACCUAUACCUCAGGCGCCGAGCAAGCCCAUCGUCUUCAUGGAAGACAUGACAGACGUCGAGUUGGCUCAGUCGGCCAAGUACCCGGUCGGCCUCCAGAACCUCGGCAACACCUGCUACAUGAACUCGACGGUCCAGGUCCUGCGAGCGAUUCCUGAACUGCAGACGGCUCUCAACGGAUCCCAGCUCGGCGCCGGCCAGCCCGACGCGCAGCUCACCCGCUCCCUUCGCGACCUCUACCAGUCGAUGGGCCGAACGACCGAAGGUUUCCCUCCUCUCGCAUUCCUGAGCAUGCUCCGCCAGUUUGCCCCUCAAUUCGCCGAGCAGUCUCGCCAACACGGUGGCUACGCGCAGCAGGACGCGCAGGAGGCAUGGGGCGCGAUCGUCCAGGCGGCACGGAUGAGCUCGGUUACGACGGAGGGGGGCAACUUCGUCGAGCGGAUGAUGACGGGCGAGUUUGAGAAGACGCUGAAGAGCGCCGAGGCACCGGAGGAGCAGCCGACUGUCUCGAAGGAGCAGUUCCUCGAGGUCAAGUGCAACAUCUCGGGCACGACCAACUACAUGAUGCAGGGCAUCUCGGAGUCGAUGGAGCAGGACAUCGAGAAGAACAGCCCGUCCCUCGGUCGCCAAGCCGUCUACCACGAGACGACCCGCAUCUCUCGCCUUCCGUCGUACCUCACUGUGCACAUGGUCCGCUUCUACUGGCGCCGCGACAUCAACAAGAAGACCAAGAUCAUGCGCAAGGUCAAGUUCCCGUUCGACCUCGACGUCACCGAGCUCUUGACGGACGACCUCAAGCGCAAGAUCCUGCCUGUCAACGAGAAGCUCAAGGAUUUCGACAAGGACCGACGGGAGCGCACGAAGGCCCGCCGGAAGAUGCGGAAGCAGGCGGAGCAGCACGACGCGGCGGCCAAGUCGGGCGAGACGGCGGCGGCAGCACCGGCGCAGGCGAACCCUAGCGACGACCCGCCCGAGCAGAUGCUCGUCGACGCGCCGGCGAGCACGGCGGGCGAGUUGCCGGACGAGGAGACGAAGCGGCAGGAGGAGCUCGCGACGCUCAUGUCGCUCGUUCACCCGGAUCUCGAGGCGGACAAGGGCGCAAACGUCAGCGCGCUGUACGAGUUGGCGGGCAUCGUGACGCACAAGGGCGCGAGUGCGGACGGCGGGCACUAUGUCGGCUGGUGCGCGGCGAACCCGAACGAGGGCAAGGAGGGCGCGGAGGCGUACGAUGUCGACCCGGACAAGCAGGAGUGGUACAAGUUCGACGACGACAAAGUCUCGCUCGUCUCGAAGGACAAGAUCCUCGCGCUCGAGGGCGGAGGCGAGGACCACUCGGCGUACAUUCUGCUGUACAGGAGCAAGUCCCUCGCAUGA